AUGUUGAAAGGAAAAAAGUACAAUGCGCUUCAAGUUACUGCUACUGCCUCAAUGUCAAAUUCCGAUUUUCAAUCAUGGGUUAAAAACAAGAUUUUCAAUGCAGCUUCAGUGUAUAGUUUUCGCAACGAUCUCGUUGUAGUUGAAAUAACAAAAGCAAGAUCAGAAAAGUUGUUCGAGUUGUUUAGAAAUUUAAUUGAAGCUUCAGCUAUGCACAACAAUAUGACGACAUUUAUGUGCUUAUACCCUUGGGUAAAAAAAAAGAAAACUGCAAAUGUUCAUUUUCCACCAUUUAUGAUGUCAAUUGAAUGCCAAGCAAAAUUUUUAUCUGCAAUGUUACAUAAUCCAUCGCAAUUUUAA
Clunio marinus is the source of this 357-nucleotide messenger RNA. The record is from the annotation of a GenBank genome assembly. Lineage: Eukaryota; Metazoa; Arthropoda; Insecta; Diptera; Chironomidae.